This is a messenger RNA of Moneuplotes crassus, 361 nucleotides long. NCBI's taxonomy places the organism in Eukaryota, Ciliophora, Spirotrichea, Euplotida, Euplotidae. The record is from the annotation of a GenBank genome assembly.
AUUAUAGCAGAAUAAUGUCUGAGGCAUCAUUAGUUUUUCCUAAAAAGAACUUCUACGUUGAAGGGUCACAGAUUACCCCAGACUCUAACGUGAGCAUGCUUGAUAGAGGCGUUGACCCCAAGCCCUUGCUUCUCGAAUUGUGUAAGCCAAAUUGUCAUUAUUGGAAACAUAAGUUGGAAAGAUGAGAGUCUAAAUUAGCUCAGGUUAUUAAAAUUAAUCCAACAAAAUCAUGUCUCUAUCCUAUGAGAGAUUAUGUCACAUGUAUUGAAGCCUGUGUCCAACCGAAGAUACAUAAUAAUCUGGUGGGAACAGAGAGGAAGUAUACGUAUUAUGAUUAGGCAGGGACUCAAUUUUGGCAGAA